AUGUCGUUUUCGUCGGUCAAAGCCCUACUCACCCAAUACUCGCCCGUCUCUGAGAGCUCCUUCUCCGACGCAGAGAAAGAAGCCCAGAUCCCACUGGGUCAAGACAAGGACCUCGAACUUCACAGCGAUGGCAGAUCCUCCGCUGCGCCCUCGAGUCGACCCGAGAAGAAGAGCUUUGUCGACGCACGAGUGAUCUCAGACGCCAUUAUUGGCUUGUCGGAUGGGAUGACAGUGCCAUUCGCUUUGACGGCUGGUUUGUCGACGCUGGAAGAUACAAAAGUCGUCGUGUUUGGUGGUAUGGCUGAGUUGAUUGCUGGUGCUAUUUCCAUGGGCUUGGGAGGAUAUCUCGGUGCUAAGAGCGAAGAGCAAUCAUACCGAACAACCCUCAAACAAACCCGCGAACAAACCCUCACUGACUUCGAUGCCACCACAACCAUCAUCUCCGACAUCUUCGCGCCCUACGACCUUCCCGCCCAGACAGUCUCCGAUCUCACAAAACAUCUCGUCGACUCCCCCAAUCUGCCCGAAUUCCUCAUGAAUUUCCACCACACUCUGCCCGAACCUUCUGGCUCGCGAGCCGUCACAUGCGCCCUGACGAUUGCGCUGGGCUAUUUCAUCGGCGGCUUUGUCCCGCUUGUGCCUUAUUUCUUCGUGGGGCCGGACGAUGCGUUUAGUGCGUUGAAAUGGUCUAUUGCCGUUAUGGCGGUGGCCUUGUUUGUGUUUGGGUAUGGAAAGACGUGUUUUGUGACCGGUUGGAAGGGACGCGAGAACGUCAAGGGUGGUGUUUAUGGGGGUGUGCAGAUGGUGAUCGUGGGUGGUGUGGCGGCUGGAGCGGCCAUGGGGUUGGUCAAGUUGUUCCAAGUUCUGGCUCGGUAG
Messenger RNA from Talaromyces amestolkiae, 876 nucleotides. RefSeq lists its product as uncharacterized. Gene Ontology annotation, cellular component: fungal-type vacuole membrane. NCBI's taxonomy places the organism in Eukaryota, Fungi, Ascomycota, Eurotiomycetes, Eurotiales, Trichocomaceae. The record is from RefSeq and is a predicted model, not a curated record. The coding region runs from base 1 to 876 and encodes 291 amino acids. Gene Ontology annotation, biological process: intracellular manganese ion homeostasis. Gene Ontology annotation, molecular function: iron ion transmembrane transporter activity; manganese ion transmembrane transporter activity. The transcript has 2 exons.